CGUCCUUCCAAAAGGCAAACAGUCCUAAAGGAUUGUCCUUGUACGGAUUCUGACACGUCUUUACGUUAUUGUACAGUAUAUUGUUUGGUCUGCUGGCGAACUGUUUUGUUUUUAUUAAUAAUAUUCUGAUAUUUGGAAGUCAGAUGUCACCUGCUAGGUCAGUGCUUUCUCUCUCCAAGGUUUUCCAGCCCUGGGCCGGACUAAAGGGUAACACGGUCAAUGUGAUAAGACCAAUUACAUGCAGCAGGAGAGAGACCUCUUCUUACACUCCCCCUCCUGCAAAGUACGGAGGCCGACACACAGUAACCCUGAUCCCUGGAGACGGCAUCGGUCCUGAACUUCUGAGUCAUGUCCGGGAGCUUUUCAGGUUCUCCUGCGUCCCUGUGGAUUUUGAAGUAGUGAACGUCGACUCAACAGCUACCUCAGAGGAUGACAUAAAUAAUGCUGUCACAGCCAUCAGACGCAAUGGGGUUGCACUCAAGGGUAAUAUAGAGACCAAUCACAAACUUCCACCCUCUCACAAGUCCAGAAACAACUUGCUACGCACAUCGCUAGAUCUAUAUGCUAAUGUGAUGCACUGCCAGACUCUCCCUGGUGUCCAAACCCGGCACAAGGACAUAGACAUCAUCAUCAUCAGAGAGAAUACAGAAGGAGAGUACAGCAGCUUAGAGCAUGAGAAUGUCCCAGGAGUCGUAGAAUGUCUGAAGAUCAUCACCAGGACGAACUCAUUGCGGAUCGCUGAAUAUGCCUUCAAACUUGCCCGGGAAAAAGGUCGUCGCAGGGUCACUGCCGUACAUAAAGCCAACAUCAUGAAGCUGGGUGAUGGUCUCUUCCUGCAGUGCUGUAAAGAGGUAGCAGCAGGAUAUCCAGACAUUACUUUUGACAACAUGAUUGUGGAUAACACUACCAUGCAGCUCGUCUCCAAGCCCCAGCAGUUCGACGUGAUGGUGAUGCCAAACCUCUAUGGUAACGUAGUGAGCAAUGUGUGCGCCGGACUUGUGGGUGGCCCAGGUUUAGUUCCAGGAGCCAACUAUGGCAAAGACUAUGCUGUUUUUGAAACAGCCACAAGGAACACUGGGAAAAGCAUUGCAAACAAGAACGUUGCAAACCCAACGGCUACAUUGUUGGCCAGCUGCCUCAUGCUGGAUCAUUUAAAACUUCAUGAUUAUGCCAGUAUAAUUCGAAAAGCAGUCCAUACAACUUUAUCUGAGACGAAGUUACACACGGCUGAUCUUGGGGGUCAAGGCACAACGUCCGAGGUGGUCCAAGCCGUGAUGCAGGUGGUUCAGAGGAACAGACUGCAUAUCUCCAAACCUGUCUGAACAAAUGUGACACCUGAACAUAAGGUCGACACCUUCAAUCAAUAUAUACUACAAAACUGUGUGAAGCUUAUGUAUAUGUGUGUUCGGUUAUGUGUGUGUGUGUGUGUGUGUGUAGCAUUACAACUUCAAACUAUCACAUUUUAAUUCAAUUGCUUUCCAUGUGGGUAAAAUCCUAAAUAUGCAAGACUGUAAUUAAAAAAAAUGUAGCAGCAGUGAGUGUAGAGAUUUAGAAUUUUUAAAUAUCCAGAGUUUACUUGAAAGCACUAAUGCUGCAUUUGACUCAACUCAGAAGUGGAAAGCCAGAACUUGAACUAACACAAAUGCCUCAACUAACUUUGACGAGGAAUGUAUAAUUAUCUCCUGUAUAGUCGGUGUUAUAGACUCAACAAACUAAUAUACACAUAUUAUGAUUUACCUAAAGGAAAUGCUUGUAUGGUAUAACUCAUGUAAAAGUAAAGAACGCCAUCUUGCUUAUGUGAACCGCCAUGUUGAUGUGAUAUCACUAGGAGAACUCUCUGACUUUCCAAGUAGCAAUCCUGAGUUCCGCUUUAGUCCAGUGCAGCUCAAGAUCAUGACAUAUGAAAGAACACACCAGGUAUACAACAAACACUCCUCAUACUACAGUAGGAACCUACGUACAUACUCAGUACAUUGAGACAUGGAAUAUGACGACGCACCUGCUACAAGCACUUUUGCACCUUUAACAGGAUAUCAAAGGGAUUCAUGGACACGUCUGUCUUUACUAUUUAUACAAACGUUUCAUAUCGUAUAUGGACACAACACUGGUCUAAAGUUAGAGCGUUAAGCACGUUGUUUAGCUGUAAUAUGUAAUUCAAUCUCCAGCAUGCAGGUGAUUGUAAAGUUCCUCUCAAUUUUCCAGGCUUUUUUAGAGCUUCCUCUGGCAACAAAACAAUCCAACGUUUAUUUUUAGUUUUAUUUUAUGGAACCGAGCAUGACUGUGUUCUUAACUUAAGGUGUGAUUUAUGCGCAGGCUGGUCUCUUGACGUAAAGGUGCUUUAAUCCUGGACCAACAAACACUGCAAUUCUUUAACACGGUUAACACACCAACACUAAUUAAUCUUUAAGAAACAUCAUUUGCACCUUAAGGUGUGGAUUUGUUAGAGACGGAUAGUUACAUAAGCAGGGGUAAGCUGUGGAGGAAAAAUAGUACCAGUUACUGCGAUGAGUGAUGUUUCCUGUAUGUGAAUACCAAACAGAAUGUCUCUACUCUGCUUUUUGACUUACAUAAUUCCGUGCUGGAAACCAUUGCUCACUGAGUGAUAAGGUUCGGGAAAACACAUAAAACCUCGAAUCUGUACCUCAAAAACGAGAAUCUGUAGCAACAUCAGUAGUGUAUGACACACAUUGUUUUUCAUUAAUGUAGCAUUAUGGAAGAAAUGUAAACCAAUGAGAUUGUGUGUAAUAAAUAAUCAACU
This is a messenger RNA of Clarias gariepinus (North African catfish), 2758 nucleotides long. Its product is annotated as isocitrate dehydrogenase [NAD] subunit gamma, mitochondrial-like. Gene Ontology annotation, molecular function: NAD binding; magnesium ion binding; oxidoreductase activity, acting on the CH-OH group of donors, NAD or NADP as acceptor. Gene Ontology annotation, biological process: isocitrate metabolic process; tricarboxylic acid cycle. The record is from RefSeq and is a predicted model, not a curated record. Bases 144 to 1322 code for a protein of 392 amino acids. The transcript has 13 exons. Gene Ontology annotation, cellular component: mitochondrion. NCBI's taxonomy places the organism in Eukaryota, Metazoa, Chordata, Actinopteri, Siluriformes, Clariidae.